This is a messenger RNA of Nelumbo nucifera (sacred lotus), 1607 nucleotides long. RefSeq names its product D-mannose binding lectin protein with Apple-like carbohydrate-binding domain-containing protein. The record is from RefSeq and is a predicted model, not a curated record. Lineage: Eukaryota; Viridiplantae; Streptophyta; Magnoliopsida; Proteales; Nelumbonaceae.
UUUGGGAUUUGGGACUCGCUCCUUUUCCUCGUGGCAGCGUCUUCACUCGUGUCUUCUAUCAACAGUCUCCAAUUCUCCGUUUGCUGGACGGAAGAAGAAAAGCUCCGUCAAACCAGAGGAAGCUUAUUAGGGAAUAGGGAGCGGUCGAUCUUUUUACUCAUCUAUCUGCAGACUUAUUAGAGCCGAAACAUGGAGUUGUAUGCGUUGAGUUUUCUCAUAUACUGGUUCAAUCAUGCUUCUUGCAAAUCUGAUAUUCCAGCUGGGUACAGGGUCACGCUUCCGCUCCCACCUGAAUACAACAGUGGCUUCACGGGACGAGCUUUUGUAUUGGAGACAGGAAACGAGAAUCCUGAUUUUAGGGCUGCAUUGAGCGUCGAAGCUGUUAAUGGCAGAUACUCGUGUUCGCUGCAAGUUUUUCUUGGAGAUGCUAAGGUGUGGAAUUCGGGUCAUUCCUCGCACUUCUACCCCUCCCAAAGAUGUGUGCUCGAGCUGACGGAAGAUGGAGAGUUGCAGUUGAAAGGUGCGAGAAGGCGAAUUGGUUGGAGAACCAGGACCUUUGGACAAGGUGUGGAGAGACUACAGUUACUGGGUACAGGAAAUCUUGUUCUAGCAGACGCAAUGAACCGUAUAAAGUGGCAGAGCUUCGACUUCCCAACAGACGUCAUGCUUUGGGGCCAGGUACUCAACCUUUCAACACGCCUGACUUCUUUCAGCGGCAAUUCAUCUUCAUUCUAUUCCUUGGAAAUUGAAAGUAACAAGAUAGUUCUUUACUUGAACUCCGGUAGCUGGAAGUACUCUUACUGGGAAUUUAGACCUUCCAAGGGCCAAAAUAUCGUUUCCGCAGAACUGGGUUCAAUAGGGUUGAAGCUGUUUGACAGAAAACAUAGAAAGAUUGCACAAAUGACGGCCAAUGCAGAUGAACCUGUAAGAUUUUUAGCAUUGGGGGACAAGACAGGAAAUUUGGGUUUAUAUCACUAUUCACCUGAAAUAGGCAAAUUUGAGGCCUCCUUUCAAGCACUAAACACCACAUGUGACCUUCCACUGGCAUGUGAACCAUAUGGUAUUUGCACUUUCUCCGACACUUGUGCAUGUCUCCAAUUAUCAAGAGGGUCUGGUCAUACGGUUUCCAACUGCAGCGAGGGAUUUUCAAAUGGAUUCUGCGGUGAAGACCAUGUGGAGAUGGUGGAAUUAGAGGGCAUCACUAGUGUUUUAAGAGAUAGUUCUCAGAAGGACAUUGCCAGCAAAGAGGAAUGCGAAAAUUUGUGCUUGGACAAUUGUACUUGCGUUGCUGCAUUAUAUUCUGCAACUGGCAGCACUGGAGAGCAGGGGGAUUGUAUUCUUUAUGGGUUGGUCAGUGGAGUAAAACGGCUGGACAAGGCAACAAGAAUGAGAUAUUUGGUGAAGGUUCCAAAGGGAAUGGGUGAGGUUCAUGGGAAAACUUCUAGGCUGAAGAAAUGGCUCUUGAUCAUGGGAGGGGUGGUUGAUGGAUUGGUUAUUCUGCUUAUUUUGGGAGGACUUGGGUGCUAUUUUGUAGUUCGAAAAAGGAGGAAGGCUUUAUUGGGCCAUGACGACACUUGAAAGAUUUUCCACUUUUGCUGAUUUUUUUA